UUCAAAAUUACUCUCCAACAGCAACAAACCACCACCAACACCAGCAAAAUGACCAAUGCCAUGGAUAUUGUUAUCAAAAAUGGCAGCACCAAUGGCUCUGUCGAUGGCAACGAUGAGUCGCGCACCAAUUUGAUUGUCAACUAUUUGCCACAGACCAUGACCCAAGAGGAAAUGCGUUCCCUGUUCUCAAGCAUUGGUGAAUUGGAGAGCUGCAAAUUAGUGCGUGAUAAAAUUUCGGUAUUGCCAGCUUCAUUGCAGGCAUUGAAUCCAGCCUUGCAGCAAGUUCUACCACUUGCAGGUCAAAGUUUGGGCUAUGGUUUCGUUAACUAUGUUCGGCCAGAGGACGCUGAGAAGGCUGUCAACACCUUGAACGGUUUACGUUUACAGAACAAGGUCAUUAAAGUUUCGUAUGCCCGUCCAAGUUCGGAGUCAAUAAAGGGUGCUAAUUUAUAUGUAUCGGGUCUUCCCAAAAAUUUAUCACAACCAGACUUGGAGGCGUUAUUUGCACCAUAUGGCAAAAUCAUAACAUCUCGCAUACUCUGUGAUAAUAUAUCCGGUCUCUCAAAGGGUGUUGGCUUUAUACGUUUCGAUCAACGCAACGAAGCCGAGCGUGCAAUUCAAGAACUGAACGGCAAGACACCUAAAGGUUAUACGGAACCCAUUACGGUUAAAUUUGCCAAUAAUCCAAGCAAUAGCGCCAAAGCUCAAAUCCCACCACCAUUGGCUGCUUAUCUGACACCACAGGCAGCUGCUGCAACUAGACGUCUUACUGCCGGAGCGUUACCAUCUGCUGGUCGUAUAAGCAUUGGAAAAAGCCCCCUGUUUGCCAUUAACAAGGGUUUACAAAGAUAUUCUCCAUUGGCUGGUGAUCUCUUGGCCAAUUCCAUAUUGCCGGGCAACGCCAUAACCGGUUCCGGUUGGUGUAUAUUCGUUUACAAUUUGGCACCCGAAACCGAGGAGAACGUCUUGUGGCAAUUGUUUGGCCCAUUCGGUGCCGUCCAAUCGGUUAAGGUAAUCCGUGACCUGCAGACCAGCAAAUGUAAAGGUUUCGGUUUUGUUACCAUGACCAAUUACGAUGAAGCGGUUGUGGCUAUACAAUCAUUGAAUGGUUAUACUUUAGGUAAUCGUGUUUUGCAAGUAAGCUUUAAGACCAACAAAACAAAGACAGCUUAA
Molecule: messenger RNA, 1173 nt
Organism: Musca vetustissima
Lineage: Eukaryota; Metazoa; Arthropoda; Insecta; Diptera; Muscidae
Gene: fne
Product: ELAV-like protein 3
Exons: 6
Coding region: 49-1173 (374 amino acids)
Cellular component (GO): ribonucleoprotein complex
Molecular function (GO): RNA binding
Source: RefSeq, a predicted model, not a curated record